Molecule: messenger RNA, 1875 nt
Organism: Cebus imitator (Panamanian white-faced capuchin)
Lineage: Eukaryota; Metazoa; Chordata; Mammalia; Primates; Cebidae
Gene: SOD3
Product: superoxide dismutase 3
Exons: 2
Coding region: 234-956 (240 amino acids)
Biological process (GO): removal of superoxide radicals
Molecular function (GO): copper ion binding; superoxide dismutase activity
Source: RefSeq, a predicted model, not a curated record
AGGAGGUGGCUAAGCGAUUCUACAACGAGGGGCAGUCCGGCCUGCUUUUCCUCCCUCAACCGGCCCAACGACCCGCCUCCAUCAGGCUGACCACUCCCCUGGGCUGGCCUGCUGCACCGGGCGCUAACAGCCCAGGCUGCGGGGACAGCCAGCGUUCCUGGCCGGCUGGGUGCAGCUCUCUUUUCAGGAGAGGAAGCUCUCUUGGAGGAGCUGGAAAGGUGCCCGACCCGGCCAUGCUGGCGCUGCUGUGUUCCUGCCUGCUCCUGGCAGCCGGGGCCUCGGACGUCUGGAUGGGAGAGGACCUGGUGGAGCCCAGCUUUGACUUGGCGGAGCGGAUCCGAGACAUGCACGCCAAGGUCUCGGAGAUCUGGCAGAAGCUCACGCAGCGGCGGGACGACGACGACGUGCUCCACGCCACCUGCCAGGUGCAGCCCUCGGCCACGCUGGACGCCGCGCAGCCCCGGGUCACCGGCGUGGUCCUGUUCCGGCAGCUCGCGCCCCGCGCCAAGCUCGAGGCCUUCUUCGACCUGGAGGGCUUCCCGGCCGAGCCGAACAGCUCCAGCCGCGCCAUCCACGUGCACCAGUUCGGGGACCUGAGCCAGGGCUGCGAGUCCACCGGGCCCCACUACAACCCCCUGUCCGUGCCGCACCCGCGCCACCCGGGCGACUUCGGCAACUUCGCGGUGCGCGACGGCCGCCUCUGGAAGUACCGCGCCGGCCUGGCCGCCUCGCUCGCGGGCCCGCACUCCAUCGUGGGCCGGGCCGUGGUGGUCCACGCCGGCGAGGACGACCUGGGCCGCGGCGGCAACCAGGCCAGCGUGGAGAACGGCAACGCGGGCCGGCGGCUGGCCUGCUGCGUGGUGGGCGUGUGCGGCCCCGGGCCCUGGGCGCGCCAGGCGCAGGAGCACUCGGAGCGCAAGAAGCGGCGGCGCGAGAGCGAGUGCAAGGCCGCCUGAGCGCGUGCCCCCCGACGGCGGCCAGGGACCCCCGGCGCCCCCCUCUGCCUUUGAGUUUCUCCAACAGGCACCCUCCACCCUGGGGUCUCAUCUUCGCCUUUGCUGAAGUCUCUCUGCAGCCCUCCCCACCCAGGUCUCCCUUCUGUGCGCCAAGACCCUCCACCCUUUGCAUCCCGAGAACCGCCCAACCCUCGGAGCCCCCCACUCAGUGUGUCGAGGGCCUCCAUUUGUACUGAAACACCCCGUCCACGCUGACAGCCUCCUAGGCUCCCGCAGGCCUCUUUCCACCCGGACCCUCCUCCCCCAACCCUGUAAGACCUGAGUACCAGCCUCUGACCCUCCUCCCCCCACCCCAUAAGGCCUGAGACCCCACCUCUGACCCUCCUCCCUCGCCCUAAAAACCCUGAAUCUCCGCCUCUGACCUGACAAUCUUCUCUCUUCCCGCCUUCAGAUCCCUCCUAGGCGCUCGCUCCUAGGCCCCUCUGGGGGGUUACCUAGAGUCCUCCUCCCCCUCCCCACCCACCACCGCUCCGUGGCCAGCCGGCCGGUGCAGCGGAUGUCAGGCCAACUGCCCGGCGUCCUGAGCUGUUUCCCCUCCACCGCCACCCCACUGAGAGCUGCUCCUUUGGGGGGAUAUUUGGCGGUCUUCAUAUUGCACAUUAAAAAUUCAGCAAUUCAGUACUGCGUCGGGGCCUUGGUUACUUUUUUGUUUGUUUUAGGCUUCUCUCCCAGGCUCAGUUUUUUUUUUUUUUCUUUUUUUUUUUUUUAAGUGGCAAAGCUAUUUCCCAAAUCCCUGCAGGACUUCUCCUGAACCUCUGCCCCCACCCCGCUAACCCUACUGGCAACAACGCUCAGCCAGUUUGUCUUGCCCUUCAGUGUGGCUCCAAGAGGAAGGUCACCAGAAUCACUCAGGGAAAUU